AUGACGGAAGUUGUUGAGCGAAUGAAAGGAAAACGCGUUGUUCGGCCGAUCGUAUAUGGAAACACCGCCACUUCUUUCGGUUACAAGCGAGAAUCAGAUCAGCACACCCAUCAGUGGACAGUAUUUUUGAGGUUUUUUUUUGAACUCAUUCUUGAUUUUCCUUCGAUAAGAAAUGAUGUGUAAAAGUUUUAGAGGUUUAUUUUUAUGGUUAUCGCCGAAUAUUUUGAUUUAUUGUAGAACUUUUAAUGCCGAAGAUCCGACAAAAUUCAUUCGAAAAGUGCAAUUCAAACUACACGACAGUUACGCGAACAGCACGCGAGGUGAGGUUGUAAAUUUUUUGAAUUUUGAAGAAAUCUUUUCGAAGUGGUCGAAAAGCCGCCAUACGAAGUCGUAGAAACGGGAUGGGGAGAGUUCGAAAUUCAGAUCCGUAUUUAUUUCAUCGAUCCCAACGAGAAGCCGGUAUUUUUUAAUCGCAGUUUUUUUGAAUUUUUCUUUAAGAUUACUGCUUUCCAUUACCUGCGACUAUUCCAACCUCUCGUGACAAUGCCAAAUGGGAAACAACAAGUUAUCGCUGAAUAUUUUGAUGAAAUAGUUUGUUUUCAAGAAGGAAGAAGAUAAUUAUUGCUAGUUUCCAGAUUUUCCAAGAGCCAACGGUGCCGAUGUACAAAGCUUUAACGGCAGGAGAGGGGAAGAAGCCCGAUGUGAAGCGAUUUCACAACGAUUGUCAGUUUUUUUCUUUCAAUUUUUCAACUGCUCUAGUCACGAAUUCAGUUCAAUAAUAAUUUCUAAAAACCGAUUUAAAAAAAGAAGUUGAGGCUUCCAAAAAGCAGAGCAAGAAGCUUUCAAGUAGAUUCGUUAUAAAAAUAAAAUAAAAGAAUUGUUUAUCAGGUAUGUUUCUUUUUCAAGAUCCGAUAGUUGAAAAAAAGUAAUAAUUUAAUUUUGUCAGUACUGCAAGUCUGCAACCGGAGUAUAGAAAUCGGACAAGCGGCCCGCGACGAAAUCGCAGCAGAAAUCGAAGAUUUGCGGGAAGCUCUGCGAGAAGCGCACAAACUGAUGGUCCGGCACAAAGACGAGGUCCGCAACUCUUUUUUUUCCAUCUAAAAGAUACCAUUUUCAGCUGGAGCAAAUCCAGGACGCGAGCGAGACCAUAUCGACGAAUGGCGCUCUUUAA
This is a messenger RNA of Caenorhabditis auriculariae, 1171 nucleotides long. The record is from the annotation of a GenBank genome assembly. NCBI's taxonomy places the organism in Eukaryota, Metazoa, Nematoda, Chromadorea, Rhabditida, Rhabditidae.